Messenger RNA from Sphaerodactylus townsendi, 5022 nucleotides. Its product is annotated as magnesium transporter NIPA2-like. NCBI's taxonomy places the organism in Eukaryota, Metazoa, Chordata, Lepidosauria, Squamata, Sphaerodactylidae. The record is from RefSeq and is a predicted model, not a curated record. Gene Ontology annotation, biological process: magnesium ion transport. Gene Ontology annotation, cellular component: membrane. Gene Ontology annotation, molecular function: magnesium ion transmembrane transporter activity. The transcript is spliced from 6 exons. The coding region runs from base 109 to 1320 and encodes 403 amino acids.
GGAACCGGGAAGCACACACGCCUCCCCUCGCUCGGACGACGGCCUCGUCUUGGCGUUUGCUGCCUCGGCAUGUGCUGAUCUGUCGUGAGCCUUGGCGGAGACAAGCACAUGGAGCGACCGGCGGAGCCACUCUGGGUGAACAGUAGCUGCGCCAAUGGUUCCUUGCUGACCCUGACUUGCCUGUCUUGGCAGACAAUCUGUCAGGUCAUUGGGAAUGUCAGCCCAACAGUCUCACCUCAUGAAAAUCUUACUUUGGAUGCUGACUGGAUGGUGCAGAUAGAAAACAAAUAUGGUUUCUACAUUGGCCUGGCCCUGGCCAUCUUCUCCAGCUUUCUCAUUGGUAGCAGUGUCAUCCUCAAGAAGAAAGGACUACUGCGGUUAGUGGAGAAAGGAGGCACCCGGGCAGGGGAUGGAGGCCAUGGAUACCUAAAAGAUUGGUUGUGGUGGGCUGGUUUGCUCACCAUGGGUGGAGGAGAAGCUGCCAACUUUGCUGCAUAUGCCUUUGCACCUGCAACCAUUGUUACUCCUCUUGGAGCACUGAGUGUGCUCAUAAGUUCCAUUUUGUCUUCAUACCUGCUUGGAGAGAGGCUCAAUCUGUUGGGGAAACUAGGUUGCAUGCUGAGUAUUGUGGGCAGUACAGUUCUUGUGAUUCAUGCUCCUGAGGAAGAGGAAGUCACCACUCUGGACGAAAUGUCCUCUAAACUGAAAGAGCCAGGUUUCCUUGUUUAUGCAGGCAUUCUGUUGGUGAUCUGCCUAAUUCUGAUUUUCUUUGUGGCACCCCGUUAUGGCCAAACCAAUAUUCUCGUCUACCUCACCAUCUGUUCUGUGAUUGGGGCAUUCUCAGUAUCUUCAGUCAAAGGACUGGGUAUUGCCAUUAAGGGUUUUUUUGCUCACCGGCCUGUUUUGCAAAACCCACUGACCUGGAUCCUUGUCCUUACUUUAGUGGCUUCCAUCACUACCCAAAUCAACUACCUCAAUAAAGCUCUGGACAUUUUCAAUACCUCCAUGGUUUUCCCCAUCUACUAUGUGCUAUUUACCACCAUAGUCAUCACUACUUCAGUUAUUCUCUUUAAGGAAUGGGUCACCAUGUCUGUGACAGACAUUAUUGGGACAGUAUGUGGAUUCCUCACCAUUAUUUUAGGAGUAUUUUUACUUCAUGUUUUUAAAGAUGUGCAUCUCAAUUUGAGGACCCUACCACAACUACUUCAGAAUACUGACCAGGCUCAAGUAAUCAAGGAUGACAAAAAUAUUCUAAUAGAACUUGAUCAUUCUGGUACCCCAGUUGACAACAAACCCAAAGUAUUUAUGAUAUAUAGCUGAAACCCAAAAUAAUUAAUCCUCUUAACUUCAGAGAUGUGGUCUAGACUGCAAGAAUUUGCUUUAAAUUCAGUUUUUUGUAUCUUUUGGGAAAGAUGACCUCUUUGAACACAAAGAAUAAGUGCCUUCACUAUCUUUCUGCUUAAUGAUCCAUUUGUUCUUUUCGCUUUGGCAUUCUACUGCACAUUCUUGUCUCUGUAAAGAAUUGUCACUGAUGACUUUAUUAUGCAUGUUCAAAACCAGCAGACAGAUCUUUACUAAUACUUCGAAGAAAUUUGGUUUCUGGCCCAACAGCUGAAGCUGCUACUAUAGUCCUGUACAAGAUAUCUAAAAAUAUGCAGCCCAUAAAUUGCCACCUCAAGUGCAUAAGAGACGAAGUAGUUGAAGAAAUUAUGUUUUUCCGAGAUCAUCUAAACUCAAAAGUGUUCCUAACAGCAUGAAAAAAAAUGUUCUGCAGGCAGUAUCUGGACUGUAUUAGACCAAGGAGAUUAUUACAUUUUGAACUCCAUGAUGCCUCAACAACAGCUAUUAUGACCUCCACUGAAAGUGUUAUGAAAAGAUAUGCUACUUCUUUUACUAAAACUGUGUUAAAGACUAUGCUGCUGUGUCAGAGGUUAGCUUUAUUUUACCUCAUAUGAGGAAAAAUUCAGUCAUGAUGUGAUCCUUUGUUCUCUGAAGUAAUUCAGUCCCAGGAGGACUAGACCAUGCAUAUGUUUUCUUCCUGUAUAUAUUUUACAAGUUACUACCUUGCAUGUAACCACUUAUACAACCACAUAAGUCCUUUUGGGUUUCCAUCACUGUAAAUAGUAUUUGCUUACAUUUCUGGAGUUAGAACAUUAAUUGUGCCAUUUGACACUACUCUGAUUGAUACUGGAGCCUUAAUUUUCCAGUACCAAUGAAUAGCAAGAAGUUAAUUUUAACAUUAUCCUGAUUUCUGAUUUCUUGACUCACAAAGCCUGUGUGAUAACAACUUGUGGAAAAUAUAUUCAAAAGAUAUGUCGUAUCUCCAUAAAUACGUUUCUGAGGAGACAAAAUAUUCUCUGCAGUUGUUAGGACUGACAAGUAGAUUUUAUGCCUAACAAACUGGCACAGUGGUUUUGUAACUCAGCCCCAGGAAGAACUCAGAAAUCUGUUUGCCAAGUGGCAGCUUACUAUAUUGUACAGACAAGCAUCGGAAGAGAUGCAUGGCAGUGUUCUGCAGAGUAGAAAUUGAAGUGUAGAAAAAGCACAUUUGUGCUUUUCUGGUCAACAGCAAACACAUGGUGAAAUAUUUCUUGCUGCAUAUUCAGGUGCUAGUCAGCUAUUCCCAGUGUCCCAUGGUCAAGUGCCUACUGCCAUAAAAUACUGGUUAGAUUUCAUCCUUUGGGUGCCCCAGUGACAUCCUCCUUAUGAUGUACAGAAUAAUAUGAGUACAUGAGUUCCCCUGACUGUGAGAGCAGGAGUCAGCAUUUGAGGAACAUCACUCAGAACAUGGAUUCCUCCCAGGUGAUUCUGAGUUUGCUGUGUUACUUGGUGGCCUGGGAUUGAGGAGCAUUGCUGCAGCACCUUAAGACCUGUUCUCUGAAUAUUACCCAAGGGAUCUCAACAAAGUACCAAGAAAGCACUGGCAACCCUGUCUGGGGAUUAUGUUCUGCUUCAUUUAAAUGAGGUGGCUAACCCUUAAAUAUGCAAGACAGCCUGUCUUCAGCAGAGGAAUGGGAGCAGGGAGGGGAAAUAUACCUCCUAAAGUUUAAAAAAAACCCUUUAUUUUCUUUAGAUGCUUGUGAUAGUUCGAAUCCCAGAUAUGAUCAUAACCAUGUAAGCUGGGAUUAAAACUGUUUGAGCAUGUGGUGUUUAGAGUGUGAUGACAAACAAAUUACUGCUUAGCAUUUUUCCCAUGACUGCUUAUCAUUUUUCCUUUGUCAAUUAAAUAUUUCCUUAGCCAAGAAACUGACCAAGAUGACCAAGAAAUUAUAAAAAAUCAUGUAUUUUAACUGCACUGCUUGUGAGAAAUCAUAUCAGAUUGAUAAAGCUGCUUUACAAGUUGUACUUUUCACAACCAUGAGACCACUGAGCCAUGCAUGAGAUUUGCUUGAUUGUGAUUUCCAGAUUUUUGAAAACAUGGAGCUAUUUUUUUAAACCUUCUGCUUCCUGAAAGUCCCCAAAGCUGAUAGAACAUUCACAAACUAGCUGAUAUGCUGAAUUUUUGGAGCAACAUCAAACGAAAUAGUUUUGAACAAAGGACCCCUAGUUCACAGAGAAGAGGUUGUUCUGCUCCCAAGACACUGGCUGCUCACCCCAUCCCUGCAGUACAACUGCAGUGGCAGACAAGAAGUAGAGGCUUUUGAAAAUAACGGUGUCUCUGUUCAGUUCAGUUUUGCCACAAAGCUGCUCUGGAAAACAACUUCAGUAAAAGGAGAGGGGAAAGUGUUUUGUGAAGCCAAAACAGCUGGAUAUAACUGGGCUCUGCAGCCUUCUACCCGAUGCUGCUUUUGCAGCUGCUGUCCAAGUAGAACCCCUGCCAAGUGUGCCCAUCUUCUCAUGUUGCCAGCUUUUCAGAGGAUGAUAUUUUCCCUUCUUGUCCUUUUAUUUAUUUAUUUUUUACACAGAAAGCAACUUGUGGCACAUGUAGAUGGUCCUGGCUAUUGCUGCGUUUAAUGCCUUCAUUGGUGUAAAAUUGCUCGCCCUGUCCCAAUUUCUCUGUGUGUAACCUACUAACCGUCUACUCUGCCCUUACCUUUGAACAUCAUUUCCAGUGGAAAUGGAAACUUUCAUGUCUGUUAGCUAUUGAUUUUAUAAUUUAUGGUAUGUAUAUAUUGGCAUCAGUCAUGAGCAGUUUGCAUUUCUAAAUACUACUAAAUCAAGAUCCUUGGAGGCCCUGUGUUGGAAUAGAUGAUGCUAGAUACCCACUUAGGGAAGUUUCCAUCUGAUGAUGUAAUCAGGCAAGUCAUUUUCUUUGAGAUUGCUGGCAAGUGGGACUAACUCAUUGCUUUAUAUCACUAAUAUGAUUUUGAGGCAUUGCAGCUGCCUACAGAAUUACUCUGGUUGUGUUUCCCAUUAGCCAAUGUACAGUGCUUGCUUUGGUACACAGGAGCAAGAGAAGCAACUAAAAUUGAUGUCAACAAAAGAGGAUGUUCACACACAGCUUUGCCCUGUGUGAAAGUUAUAGAACUGUGUUUUAAUCUCUGCUUCAGGUUAUCAAUGCAAAGAUAUGUUUUUUGUCAAAAGGUUAAGGCUGGAGCUCUAUGAAAAUGUAAAAUAUAUGUGAAUUCUACACGGUGGUAGUAGCAAUUGAGACUUUUACUUUGCAAUACAAAUUGGGGGAGGCUGAAGUUGCACUGGAAGCAGUGGAGGGGUUGUGCCUGAGCCACCAGCACUGCACAAAGUGGCAUGGACAUGGGUGCAGAGGGAUUUAUUUUGGCAGCAGGGCAUUAGGCGCCAGGCCACAGACAUUUCCCCCUACACUGUUGCUUCUGCACCACAGGAGGUUGCAACAGCAUGGAGGGGACAUCCCCAGGGGAUCCCAAAGGACUUUCAGACUGGGAAUAUCCCCCUUCAGCUGCACAAAGGAUGGCAUAAGUCAUAUCCCAUUAUGGGCUGUCCCGGGAGAGAAAGGAGUUUCUCUUUUCUCCCCUUGGAAAGUCCAUAGGUUGUCAGAACAUGUGUUUAGAUGGCAAAAUCUAGAUGACAGGUGGACACUCCCUCCAGCAGGUGCCGUGUGCAUAA